AAAAAACACCAAAACACAAAUAUCGUUCCUAAUUUUCUCGUCUUCUCCUCCAUUGUUUACCAAAAUCCCCACGCUGUCCCACCCCCCUCUCUCUCUCUCUCUCACUAAACCCGCCCCUCCUUUCUCUCUCUUCCCUUUCCUUUCCCCUUCCUCCGUUCUUCUCACUUCCAUCUCUCUCUCUCUCCUCCCUUUCUCACACACUGACUUUCCUCACGGUCCGCAACCAAUGGAAGUAGCUCAAUCGGAAUCUGCAAACACCGUGGAUGCCCAGCCAGUGGAUGAUCCGCCAUCAGCGCGGUUCACGUGGACAAUUGAUAACUUUUCGAGGCUUAAUAUCAAGAAGCUCUAUUCUGAUGUCUUUUAUGUUGGAGGCUACAAAUGGAGGAUACUGAUUUUCCCCAAAGGGAACAAUGUGGAUCAUUUGUCAAUGUAUCUAGAUGUUGCUGAUUCAGGUGCUUUGCCUUAUGGGUGGAGUAGAUAUGCCCAGUUCAGCUUGAGUGUUGUGAAUCAAGUUCAUAGUAAAUUCUCUGUUAGGAAAGAAACUCAACAUCAGUUCAAUGCACGUGAGAGUGAUUGGGGAUUCACUUCAUUCAUGCCUCUUGGUGAAUUAUAUGAUCCUGGUAGAGGGUAUCUUGUGAAUGAUACAUGCAUAGUUGAAGCUGAUGUUGCUGUACGUAGAGUUGUUGAUUACUGGUCACAUGACUCUAAUAUUCUGUCUGUUGAAGCUCAGGAGGAACAAUCUAAGGAUUCCAAGCCAACUGAUUCACAAGAUGAAAUUCCAGAUGUGCACGGAAGUGAGCAUCCUCUGAUAUCAGUUAAUGUGCCUCUGCCCCUAGAGCAAUCAAAACCCUCAGCCAAAAUUAAAGAACAGUCGGAACAAGAACCUGUUCUGGAGAAAACUAGAGUUCGUACUCAGGCUGAAGAUGAUCCCUUUUACAAUAAUGAAAAUCCUAUUACCCGCUCAACAGUACUGGAAAGUGAGGAAGUUUCAAGUCUUAAGGUGGAGGAUACACAAGAAGAAACUAAAAUGGUCGUGACCGGCCAAUCCAUCCCUCUUGUCAAUCAGUCAAGUGCAGAGCCUCCCGGGGAGCCAACUGUUGUAGAAGCAGGAAAAAGAUCCUCUUCAUUUGCUGAAUUUGAUAAGUUAUUUACUGACAUUCAAAAUCUCUUGGGAGGAGAAAGUUCUACGGCAAAAAAUUUCAGCAGCUUCCUCCCACCUCCAUGUAGCAUUGAGGAGAUUGCCGAUGCAAAAAAAUUCUUUAAACAAUGCCUCAAUAUGAGUCUUGCUAGUGUCAUCCAAAUGGACAAAGCUCCUAUGCUCAAGAAUUCACUUUCUAUCAUGCUAACUACCGGCAGGUUUCCUAGUAACAUGGGAGACAGGACAACGAAGUUUCUAGCGGACAUUGACCAAAGUUGUGAGACAUAUGAACUUGCAAAGCAAGACAUAGGUGUGGCCCAAGAGGAUGAAAUGGCUGUAGGUGAGCUGAAGACCGCUCUGAACCAAUUAUUUUCAGAAUUCAUAGCUCUAAGGAAUCAAGCUGAGACUGUUGAUCGAGAAAUAGCUAACCUAGAGAAACAAAUGGCUGAAAGGACGGCGAAGAAGGCGCAGCUUAGUAAGAGACUUGAAGAUUUGGCUGGUCGAGCAACUACUUCAAAACAGGCACUAGUCAGUGCUGAAGAGAAGAUGAGGCUGUCUGCGGUCAAGAAGGAACAAGCGGAGAAGAAGAUUGGUGACAUGGAAAGGUCAUGGGAAUCUUUGAAGGUUGAUUGUUCUCUAUCGCUUUAGUAAAUUUGCUGGACAUGUGAGGAUUGGGAACACGUUAUUUCAAGCUUCUUUUUGGAAAAGUACUCUCUCUUUUGGAGAACUGUGGACGUGCAACAGCUAGUUAAAAGAGAAACAAAGCAAAGUCACCGCUAAUCCCAAUUACUGAUUGUUUUGGAUCCAUGUAUUUUCUCUUUUGCCCAAAUCUUUUAAUCAUUGUGUUUGAUUGCUAAUGUCCAUGGGGAUCGGGUGUGGCGGUACAGGGUGGAAAUUUCUUAGAACCUUGUACACAGAAAAGACCUACAAGCAUAAUACCUGGACUUCAAUGUCAUCCGACCA
Molecule: messenger RNA, 2101 nt
Organism: Morus notabilis
Lineage: Eukaryota; Viridiplantae; Streptophyta; Magnoliopsida; Rosales; Moraceae
Product: MATH domain and coiled-coil domain-containing protein At3g44790-like
Exons: 6
Coding region: 227-1786 (519 amino acids)
Molecular function (GO): protein binding
Source: RefSeq, a predicted model, not a curated record